Anopheles stephensi (Asian malaria mosquito) is the source of this 5087-nucleotide messenger RNA. Its product is annotated as potassium voltage-gated channel protein Shaw-like. Gene Ontology annotation, molecular function: delayed rectifier potassium channel activity; protein binding. Gene Ontology annotation, biological process: protein homooligomerization; potassium ion transmembrane transport. Gene Ontology annotation, cellular component: voltage-gated potassium channel complex; dendrite membrane; axon. The record is from RefSeq and is a predicted model, not a curated record. Lineage: Eukaryota; Metazoa; Arthropoda; Insecta; Diptera; Culicidae.
GAGAUGUUUUCCUUCGUCCGGCAUUUACUUCCGGGGCCGGAACGAAUCGAACUAUUCCCUAAUGGGUGUAUGAAAAACGAAGCUGAAGUUGAGCACGUCCCAGAAGAGUGAAGGAAAAAAAGGGGGGUGUAAUUUUCCUACUCUUUUCCAAGGGUAGGGUAGUCUUCAAACGCUUGUCCAGUCGCAUGCCGAUGUCGCUGUCUUUUGCAAGCCAAAGAACAACGCUUGACGGACGGUCCAGCACGAACAACACGGACGUUUGAUGCAAUUUUUACGCUUGAUCUUGCCCAGCCGGUGCUCUGGGAAGUAUAGUGGAACGUGUAUCGGAAGUGGACAUCCUAGAAAACCUAGAAAGAGCAACAAAAAAGAAAAAAAAACUCAGAAAGUCAAGCCCCACAUUCCGUUUGAUCUUUUGUUUGGAUGGCCGGUGGCGGGCCAACUCUUCGUUUGCCGCAUUUUCUUCAUGACAGACACACUGUAAGCUGAGUGAGAAAAUGGAAAAAACAGAAAAUCAGAAAGAGAGAGAGAGAGAAAAAAUGUACGCCCCAGAGAAGACGGACGGCACUACUCGACGAUGAAGAGAAAUGUAAACAACGGUGCGAGCAAUCAACAGUUUUCCGUUCCCGAAUCGUUGGCAGAUGUUGUAGGUAGUGCACGCCCGUUGCUGGUUUCGUUGUCGUCGCCGUUGUCGCCGUCGUAGUUAGCCUUGGAAAACAUGUGCUUUUCCCGAGAACCAUGCCCGAACGCACGGUGAGAGUGAAUGUGAGUGAGAGAGAUUUUGUCAAGCGAAAGUAAAACGGUUGUUCUAAGUGUGAUAGAGAGGCAGAAGAAAAAAGUUGUGGAUUGGACAUGAGAAAUUUGAUCCUUUUGUUUGUAUAAUUAUUAAAAAAAAGAUUAUACUCAGUACUUGUAAAAUCAGAUAAUUUUCGAAUUUCAGCUCAUUUCAUAGGAAAAAAACAUUUGAAAAUAUUUAUUAUAGUUUGCAAAAAUCUUUACGAUAUUGAAGCAGAAAAUAUAUUUUUUAUCUUUUUUAUAGAAUAAUUCAAUAGUAACAUUAUUUACGUGAGCUUUCGUCCGUUAUAUUCCAUAGUGAGACGCGCCUUCUCAACUGCAGAGAGUGAGAGAGCAUCGUGCUGGAGAAAGCAGGACAACUGGCACCACCUCGACUUCUCAAACAGGGAUGCUGCCGGCACACGAUCGGCACGAUCUGGCACCAUGGCACCAGGAGCCGAAGAAAAGCGCGCAUCCUUCGCGUCAGUCGGUGCCGUGGCUUUCCUCCGAACGGUUGUGGCUGUAUCCGUAUCGCUGCUCUCGGACUCGGAGAAAUAGGCUUUAAACAGGCGUACUCGUAUCUUGGCCGUGUGAAAUCCUUUUUUCAAUUUUCUCAACAAAAAAAAAAAGGAGAAACAAGAAACAGUACAUUAAAUUUGUGACAAACCAAAAACUUUCAAUCCCCAAAGGUGUUGGUGAGUUUAGAAAAGUAAAAACGGGUUCAACCAAAGGCCAAACAGCACUUUAUUUAUCGUCCCAGCGGCUGAAGCCAUGUGGGAAAUUAAGCAAAAGGAUAAUGAUUAAAAAAUAGCUUCCGCAUUCUUAACCCGUUCAACCGUUGUCACUGAAAAGAAUUUGCCCAUUCUCGUGUGUGUUGUGCUUUUGAAAUUGGAAGGUCCGAAUGGUAGAAGAAGAAGUUGGCUUCCCAUAAAGCUCUUUCAUUUUUUAAGCCACCCGGUAACGAAGUAAAUCAAAAUUUAGCCAAUCGUGAAAUUUACUCCCUUUUCCUUGUACUGCUUACAAUCUGACCCAUCUGAAACUCCCGAGGGGUGUGCGUCGCGUGUGUGUGUUUAUAAGUGUUUUCUGAUGGAUACGUGUUUGAAAGCGGUUCUGUUCUAGCUGGCCUCAGCAACCAAACAAAAAAAAAAGAGGAUAAAACGAAUGUAAAACCCCCAUUCUUGGUUGCUGAAAGGAGGCCUGCAGAGUGGCGUAAAAAGUUGAAAGUAAUCCGAAUCGCUUCAUUUUCGUCCUACCGCAUAAAAGGGGCCGCCGACUCCAAGCUGCGUUUUUUGUUGCUGUUGCUGUUGUACGGUUAUUUGAAGUGUGAGCUGCGUAGAGUUACAGGAUGGCGCAGGUGUGCAAGGCGGGCCGGAUGCUGUGCGUUUGACAUGCGGUGAGCGAGGAUCGGAAUCGCGUUCAACCGUGCGUUUUGGUGCGUGCCCGGUGAAAGUUAAAGCACCGGUGGCGAAUAGGCGAAAAUAAAUACCCAUACGAAAAAAGGGUAUAAUUUACACAAGUGACACAACGACACGAGCGAGCGAGAGAGAAACGGCAACAAAACAGAAAAUAGAUUGCCAGUUUUAUUGACUUCGACGGACCGGGUGAUUGGUUUUCUAGGCAAGAGGGUUGGGUGGUAGGAAAGUGAACGGGGGAAGUGCAUUGAAGCGGAACGGGACGGAGAAAAUGCGUGACCAACAACGAGGCGCAGUGUAAAUGGUGAUCGACGUGCCUACGACACCCUACGGACGCUGUUGACGGUGUCCAGCAUUACUUCGGUUGCGGCCGUCUAUCAUGAUGCUGAAGCGUGACCAGCGUUGAGCCGAGCGACGAGCGAACGAGAGCAAGAACCUUGAAGAAUGGUGCGGAAAAAUGCGUCCCACUCACAGCGGACCGUAUCGUUCCCAGGUUUGGGCCCGAACCCGGAGCAGGAGCAGGUUCACGAAUAAAUAAUAAUCCAUAAAUCAACUGCCAGGUCGGUGCAUGGAGCCCGUACCGUACCGAGGGCUUUUGUGUGUGUAAGCUGCAAAUGCACUUGUGGAGGAAUUGAAAGCAUAUGUAACACUUCCGUAACACUGACGUGCGGUGGACAAAACGAGAGCCAGACAACUUAUCCAAGGAAAUAGAGAAACUUCAGUAUAGUUUAGUCUGAACAGGUUUGAUUUGUUGAAGUUGCUGUAUUAUAAGAAGUUAGAUUAAGGAGUCUGUAUGCAGUGUGGAAAGCUAGUCUUGAGUAAUUCAACGCGUACAGACACAUUUAGUGAACUGUCAUGAGUGUUGUAAGUGACGUAUUGUUUCCGUGUGCCAACGUUGCAACCAGUGGACCGAAACCAUGGAUGGUGAAAAUCGCAUCAUACUCAACGUAGGAGGCAUCAGGUAUGAGACGUACAAGGCGACGCUGAAGAAGAUCCCGGCCACAAGACUUUCGCGGCUAACGGAGGCUCUGGCGAACUACGAUCCCGUCCUGAACGAGUACUUCUUCGACCGCCAUCCGGGGGUGUUUGCACAAGUCCUCAACUACUAUAGAACUGGAAAGCUGCACUAUCCGACCGAUGUCUGUGGGCCACUGUUUGAGGAGGAGCUGGAGUUUUGGGGUCUUGAUUCGAACCAGGUCGAACCGUGCUGCUGGUCGACGUACAGUGUGCAUCGUGAUACGCAGAGCACACUCGCGAUACUGGACAAAUUGGAGCUAGACGAUGAGCAACCGUCCGAGGAGGCGAUUGCGCGACUGUUUGGCUUCGAGGAGGCACUGCUAAACGGCGAGCUAACCUGCUGGCAGCGGACGAAACCGAAAAUCUGGGCCCUGUUUGAUGAACCAUCGAGUUCCACCGGUGCUAAGAUUGUAGCUGGAAUAUCGGUGUUCUUCAUCUGCAUCUCUGUGAUAUCCUUCUGCCUCAAGACGCACCCGGGCCUGCGGGUGGAAAUUCCGGCCAUCCUUAACAUCACGACCAACGGUAGCGUCGGCCCACUGCCCGACGUACCAUCCACCCUGGACGAUCUGCUCGACCACGGACGACUGGACGAACUUCUGCUGGACUAUGGGUCACCCACCAUCACCAGCACUAGCACCGCCAGCACCACCACAUCCACCACCACCAGCAGUGCCACCACCGAGAGCCAAUCUUCUCCACCGACACGCCCGGAAACGACCACUCAACGUACCGGCCGGAUCGUCUCAAGCGCCUACCGGAUGAACUCCGGCAAGGGAGCGAGCAUCGUGGAGAACUGGCAGGAAACGUACGGUCAACCGCACGAAGCAUUCUUCUACGUCGAGCUCGUCUGCAACGUGUGGUUCAUCAUCGAGCUGACCGUACGGCUAGUGGUGACCCCGAACAUUGUCGAGUUUAUCAAAUCGCCCGUCAACAUCAUCGACCUGGCGGCAACGCUAAGCUUCUACACCGACGUCUGCCAGCGGAUGGGUGAACAGACGGGUCUGCUGGAAGCGUUCUCGAUCGUGCGUAUCCUGCGGCUGUUCAAGCUGACGCGCCAUUCGCCCGGACUGCGCAUCCUGAUCCACACGUUCAAGGCGUCCGCCCGGGAGCUGACGCUGCUCGUGUUCUUCCUCGUGCUCGGUAUCGUGGUGUUUGCCAGCUUGGUGUACUACGCGGAAAAGCUGCAGGAUAACCCGGACAACCAAUUCAAGAGCAUUCCGCUCGGCUGGUGGGCGAUCGUAACGAUGACCACGGUUGGGUACGGUGAUAUGGCGCCCAAAACGUACGUCGGGAUGUUUGUCGGUGCGCUCUGUGCGCUGGCCGGUGUGCUGACGAUCGCCCUGCCGGUACCAGUUAUCGUCAGUAAUUUCUCCAUGUUUUACUCGCACACGCAGGCUCGUUCAAAACUGCCGAAAAAGCGUCGCCGUGUGCUGCCGGUGGAGCAACCGCGAAGGAAGCGUGACAUGGGUGCGGCUAACCGGCGGGUAAAUGCGCUCAAACACCAACACACCCAACCGACCCAUCCCGCCAUCUUUAAGGAUGCUUUCGGUGGGGCGAAAAUCGGUCACGUGAAUGGCGUCAAUGUGAUAGGACUCACCCUUCAAGGACCUUCCGUACCAGGGCUAGCAGUCCUCAAGCCACCUUCCGUACUACAGCAGGGUGAUUUCAUCAACGUGCCACAGCUGAGCUCACUGCAGCCGCGCCAACCGACGACCGGAAAUGUGGAUUUAUUGCUACCAUUACAGCCGAAAUUGCUCGUUCCGCUGGCAGCAGUCGAGCGACGGGAAUCAAAACCGGAAGAAAUGAUCCCACUGGAACCGAAAGUCACCUUACAGAGCGACCCGAACGGUGUGUCCGGCAGCAAUACGCCUGGGGAUGAAUGUUAAA